Molecule: messenger RNA, 2748 nt
Organism: Geosmithia morbida
Lineage: Eukaryota; Fungi; Ascomycota; Sordariomycetes; Hypocreales; Bionectriaceae
Exons: 2
Coding region: 1-2748 (915 amino acids)
Biological process (GO): peptide catabolic process
Cellular component (GO): cytosol; mitochondrion
Molecular function (GO): metalloendopeptidase activity; metal ion binding
Source: RefSeq, a predicted model, not a curated record
AUGCCGCCCUCUGAGCUCCUGGCGUCGGCUGGUGGUUCGUCUGUCGGCCGGGCCAUACUGCUCACCAGCAACUUGGAGAAGCCUGACCUCGAUAACCGCGACUAUCGCGUCAUCCGUCUCUCCAAUGAACUCGAGGCCCUCAUUGUUCACGAUCCCGAGACGGACAAGGCCAGUGCCGCCUUGGAUGUCAAUGUUGGCAAUUUCAGCGACGAGGAAGGCAUGCCUGGCAUGGCCCACGCCGUAGAACACCUCCUCUUUAUGGGUACCAAAAAGUUCCCCGUGGAGAAUGAGUACGGCUCAUACCUGUCCGCCAACUCGGGUAGCUCCAAUGCCUUCACUGCAUCCACCUCUACCAAUUACUACUUUGAGGUGGCUGCCAAGCCCGCCGAUGAUCAGCCCCCUACCGAGGAGAACCCAUCUCCUCUGAAGGGCGCCAUUGAUCGCUUCUCCCAGUUCUUUAUUGAGCCGCUUUUCCUCCCAAGUACCCUGGACAGGGAGCUUAGGGCCGUGGAUUCUGAGAACAAGAAGAACCUUCAGAAUGACACCUGGAGGCUUCACCAGCUGGAGAAAGCACUGGCGAACCCCAAGCACCCUUACUGUCACUUUUCAACAGGAAACUUCGAGGUCCUCAAGACCGAUCCUGAAUCCAAGGGCAUCAACGUGAGGGACAAGUUUAUCGAGUUCCACAGCAAGCACUAUUCAUCUAACCGGAUGAAGCUCGUCGUCCUCGGUCGUGAGUCGCUCGAUGUCCUUCAAAAAUGGGUUGAAGAGUUCUUUUCCGACAUUGUCAACAAGAACCUCCCCCAAAACAGGUGGGAAGACGAACCUGUGUUCCGCGAGAGCGACCUUGGUACUCAGUGCUUUGCAAAGCCCGUCAUGGAUUCGCGUGAGCUUAACCUCAUCUUCCCUCUCAUCGAUGAGGAGAACCUCCACGAAUCACAGCCAAGCCGGUACCUUAGCCACCUCAUUGGCCACGAGGGUCCCGGUAGCAUCAUGGCAUACAUCAAGAACAAAGGCUGGGCCAAUAGCCUUUCUGCUGGCGCUUACCCUGUCUGCCCCGGAAGUCGUAGCCUGUUUGGCAUUUCGAUUCGCUUGACGGAAGAGGGAUUGAAGCAUUACAUUGAAAUUGUCAAGGUCAUUUUCCAGUACCUGGCGCUCCUGCACGAAUCCCCCCCUCAGAAGUGGAUCUUUGAGGAACAAAAGGGCAUGGCCGAUGUCGACUUCAAAUUCAAGCAAAAGACCCCAGCCAGCCGUUUCACAAGCAAGACUAGCUCUGUCAUGCAGAAACCCAUUCCGCGAGAGUGGCUGCUCAGUGGCCAGAGCCGCCUGAGGACGUUUGACCCCGAGGGGAUUAGGAAGGCCCUCCAGGAACUCCGGCCUAGAAACAUGAAGAUAGGCAUUGUCUCCCAGAAGUUCCCUGGUAACUGGGACAAGAGAGAGAAAUGGUACGGCACAGAGUAUCGAUACGAGAAGGUGCCGGCUGAUGACAUGGCCGCGUUUGAAGAAGCCCUAAACACACCGGCAGACAAGCGUCCCCCCGAACUGCACCUCCCGCACCGCAACAACUUCAUCCCCAGCGAGCUUGAGGUGGAGAAGAAGGAGGUUCCUCAGCCUGCCAUCGAGCCCCGGCUGCUUCGCAACGAUUCCAUGGCAAAGACAUGGUGGAAGAAGGACGAUACGUUCUGGGUUCCCCGGGCUAAUGUUGUUGUCAGCCUGAAGAGCCCCAUCAUCUAUGCGUCCGCUGAAAACACAGUCAAGGCCAGGCUCUACACGGAGCUUGUCAGAGAUGCUCUAGAAGAGUACGCCUACGAUGCUGAGCUGGCGGGUAUCCAGUACACCGUCAGCCUCAGUUCCCGGGGGCUCGUCCUGGAUCUCUCGGGCUACAAUGACAAGCUCCCUGUCCUUCUCCAGCAGGUGGCUUCCACUAUGCGUGAUCUCGACAUCAAGGAGGACCGGUUCGAGGUCAUCAAGGAGCGGGCUGUCCGUGCCUUCAACAACUGGCAGCUCAAUUCGGCCUACCAGCAAGUUGGAGAUUACCUCAACUGUCUGUUUUCGGAACGGGACUAUCUCGUGGAGGAGCUUGCCGCUGAACUUCCGAACAUCACCUGCAAGUCCAUCCGCCUCUUUCAGGAACAGGUUCUCUCGCAGAUGUUCAUUGAGACAUACGUCCACGGAAACUUACACAAGGAGGAUGCUCUCAAGGUGACGAAUGUACUCGAGUCUACGUUCAAACCAAGGACGCUGCCACUAUCUCAGCUGCCAAUCGUCAGGUCCCUACUUCUUCCUGCGGGCUCCAACUUUGUUUACAACAAGACGCUGAAGGACCCGGCCAACGUCAACCACUGCGUUGAGACCUGGUUGUACAUUGGGGACAAGGCCGACCGCGUGCUCCGUGCCAAGACUCUUCUUCUCGAUCAGAUUGCUCACGAGCCGGCAUUUGACCAGCUGAGGACUAAGGAGCAGCUUGGAUAUAUCGUCUUCACUAGCCUCCGGACCUUUUCGACCACGUGUGGCUUCCGUCUGUUGAUCCAGAGCGAGCGUACUCCGGAAUACCUUGAUUCGCGCAUCGAGGCGUUCCUGGUACAGCUAGGCGGUAUCAUCGACAAGAUGAGUGACUCGGACUUUGAGGGCCACAAGCGAAGUCUUAUCCUCAAACGUCUUGAGAAGCCUAAGAAUCUCGACCAGGAGUCUACGAGGCAUUGGACGCAGAUCUCCGGGGAGUACUACGACUUUGAGAUUGGUAAGUGA